This is a messenger RNA of Gadus morhua (Atlantic cod), 2051 nucleotides long. RefSeq lists its product as uncharacterized. Lineage: Eukaryota; Metazoa; Chordata; Actinopteri; Gadiformes; Gadidae. The record is from RefSeq and is a predicted model, not a curated record. The transcript has 9 exons. Bases 1236 to 2051 code for a protein of 271 amino acids.
GGUGGGGUUUUCUUGAUGUAUAUUUGUAAAGGGAAAUCUUGUACCUGUUUUGAAACAUUCUAUUUUUCUUAUUGUGAAAUCAUUAGAUGCCUCGUGCCUCGCGCGCUUCGUCUCUAGCCAAGAUGAAGUGGAAGAGGAUUCUUUCCAUGGCGACGACUCCGGCCAGAGGCUUCGUGCCUGGUAUGUAGUCGUAAAGAUACAAUGAUGCAUGUUUUCAACUCAUUUAUAUUCCUCAGAAUUCUAUUGCAUGAAUGUGUGAUGUUUGACUUUUAGAUCAACAGCUCGAGAUAAGUUAUUCAUUUUAGUUUUGCGUUGAAUUUGUCUCUUUAUUAGUGCUUGGUACUGGAGCACGUCACCGUGUCAAGCCUUGGCCUGUCUCUGCCCUCACUGGGAAGUUCCAUCGAUUGGAUCUCCCUCCUGAGUCUCCAGCUAAGCAGGUAAACUUGUCAAAGACCUUUCAGAAAAUAAUAUAUAAUUUAGCUGUGGAAUAUGUUUGGAGUGGAAUGACAACUUUUUAUUUGUCCUUAUUUAUAGUUUGUGCUGUUUGUCGGCGACUCGCAUCUGCGUGCGUUGGUUGACCGUUACGUGAGGAUGCCAGACGGUUGCCUUUCGUUUGGGUUCCUGUCUACGCCUGGGGCGUCUGCCGCUGAGCUCCGCACUGAGUUGCUGAACGCAGACAUCCCCAGAACCCCCGACAUCGUUUGCUUGCUGGCUCCAAGCAACAACCUCACGGCGACGCCCGGCAUCGAAGCGGCUGGAGUUGCCUUCCAUGGACUUCUGAGAGCUGCCCGCAGUCGAUGGCCUAAGGUGUUUGUGCUCGAUUUCCCUCCCCGGCUGGCGAGUGAAUUGGCACCGCAACAAUUCCUUCGAGAGGAGUUUCGUCGCGUUGCAGUAAAGAACGGUAUGUAAAAAUGAUUAAGAGAUAAUGUCAGCAUAGAAUAUCUUUGUAGGAAAGCUUUUAGUGUAUCAACACCACCUCUUGGUACCACGUGUAAAAUAUGUAUAUAGUUUAUGGUUUAAUAUUUGUUUUCUUCUGCAGGUGUAGAGUACUGCGUCACAGCUGACCGCUUUCCGCUGGACUCACGUGCCUUGUGGAGUCGUGAUGGGGUAAGUCGUGUUAUAACUUGGCACGUGAGAAAUUCAUGUAAUGUCAUUUUUAUAUGGCAAAAGCAGUUUAUUUCAAUAAUAACCCGUGCUUCUCAUUAUAAUAGAUCCACCUGAGUGACGAUCUGGGGAUGCCGCUUCUCGCGAAGCUUCUGUGGCACUUCUCCUUUCGGCAGCUACAGUCACCUCUGCCUGUUACACCACCGCCUGUGUCUCCUCCCAAGUCACCCCCGACUGUGAGACCCUUUGCUACCACCGUGGUUGUGAAGGGAGAGGUUUCACGUCCACGUCCCCUUGACCCCUUCAAGGAAACUGUCGUCGGACGUCGCGGAAAGCGCAGCCAACCUGAGUCCUGGGAUGCGCCUGAGGACUGGGAUCAGUCUUCCGUGCGGAUCCUUCCUCAUGAGGUUUGUGUGCCUCCUCUGGUCCUGAGGGAGUGCUUUGUCGUGCUAAACCCUAUCCGGUUUAGCACUGACAAGUUGGCUGCAAUGGAUCGCAUUGUUCCAUCCAACCUUGACGUCCCCAUGGGGAAUCGCUCAAAGAAACGGAAGGUGGCACAUGGAACCACGGCUGUGGUCUCCAAAGGAAAGAAGGCCCGCCUUGAGGCACUUCAAACUCCAGCAAGGAUUGCCAAACCUGCGAAGCUGGUACCUCCCCCUCGACCUGUGCCAGAAGCUGCUGUACCAGCCACUCUGGAGGGCAGCGUCUUUGUGCAUUCGAGCAAGUUUGCUCAACCGGAGGGGGAUGACAAGACUCUGUGUGUUGAUGAGUGGCCGUUUCUUCAAACAGAGUUUUGUGAGAAGGUGAACCAGCCAACUGCUCGGGUUGUCUCUGGACAGAGAAAACAAGAGGAGCCAACACCUUGGGGGCCAAAAGUUGUGAUGGCCCAGGCUGAUAAACCAACAGCCAAUGAGACCAGCUUCUUGGGAUGUUCAACCAAGGGGUAA